AGCAAAUACUAUAUACGACGUAUAUAGUAUUUGUUAUUACCUAUUGUGUUGUAAUGUAUACUUUUUAUUUUUACCAUGUUUCUUGUACUUAUUGUUCUGCACCAAACUCAACGCCUACGUCCUAUACAAUUUUUCGUGAAAACGAUGCGAUAUUAUUGUUCAAUACGUAUACACCAGCUGCGGCACGUCGGCGGCGGCGGCGACACAGCAAACAUCAGCUCCAACUGGUGACAACAGACAUCCGCGAACAAGAAGAGUUUUCGUCAAGCGAGUGGGAAUUCUUAUUCUGAAUAGAGCAUAAAACCAAAAGGUCUAACAAUGAUUGUGACAAUGGUGACUUGGGUUUAUCCACGGCUUCAACCAAAAAAUCUAUCGCCAUUAUUAUCAGGAAAUUUUAUCAUUAAAAAUAAAUGCAGCAGCCGCUUCUUCAUUGAGUAAAAAAGAAGACAUAAGUAUAGCAAAAUACAUUAUAAAGAAUAAUCAUGUAUUUAAUGUAUCCGGUACAUUGAUGUGGAAAAAGAUGGAAAUGGAUAAUGUUUGUAGAGUUUGUACGUGCCAAUCAAUGAAAGAGAGAUAUAUAAAGCAUAUAAAAUAUGAUAUUGCUAAAAACCAUGAAGAAAGAUAUCCAUUUAAAUCAAUCCAAUUAAAUCAAAAGUCAUGAAACUAUUGCUACAUGGAAAAAUGUCUGCCGAUGAAGAAGCAUCCAAAUCAUUACCUUCAAAUUCUAAAACCAUUGCAGUGUCAACUGAACAGAAUAAAGAAGGUGCUGUCAAUACCAAUGCCGGUGCAUUAAAAGUUACUGAUGAAAAAGCUCCAGCUGCUAAUGAAUACAUUUGUCUACACAUAAUAACUAGCGAUUUUACCAAUGAGGUGCGCUUCCGUGUAAAGGCUGGCUCGGCUUUUAUUCGCCUGAAACGCUCGUACUGCAGCAAGAUGGGUUUUGAGGUGGACCAGGUGCGUUUUAUGUUUGAUGGUUAUCGAAUCACCGAUGAUGAUACUGCAUUAAAGCUAGGUAUGACGGACAACGAUAUCGUUGAAAUUUACCAAGAAAAAACUGGUGGUGGCAUGUAAUUGUUUGUAAGCAUAAGUUAAUCGUUCUGACCGACAAUUAUUUGUUUUUAAUCAUAAUUCUUAAUGUAUUGUAAAUGAAAAUUAAAGUUUUUUAAUUGAUUGUCCUUUAUCUACAUCUGUAGUUAAUUUAAAUGACCAUCGGUUAUUAAACAGUGUCAUGUUUAACUGAAGUUUAAAACAAUUUCUAAUUAAUAAAUUAAAGAAUGUAAAUUAAACAAAUUGUCAAAAACCACAUUUUAUUUUUCAUUAUUUUUUAUGUAUCCAAGAUAAAUAUACCUGAACUAAUAAUUUGUUAUAAAUACAUACGAUAAAAAUAAAUUAUAUGAUUAAAUAAAUU
Acyrthosiphon pisum (pea aphid) is the source of this 1408-nucleotide messenger RNA. Its product is annotated as small ubiquitin-related modifier. The coding region runs from base 658 to 1071 and encodes 137 amino acids. The record is from RefSeq and is a predicted model, not a curated record. Lineage: Eukaryota; Metazoa; Arthropoda; Insecta; Hemiptera; Aphididae. The transcript has 6 exons. Gene Ontology annotation, molecular function: protein binding.